Pistacia vera is the source of this 842-nucleotide messenger RNA. RefSeq names its product VQ motif-containing protein 8, chloroplastic-like. The record is from RefSeq and is a predicted model, not a curated record. The transcript has a single exon. Lineage: Eukaryota; Viridiplantae; Streptophyta; Magnoliopsida; Sapindales; Anacardiaceae. Gene Ontology annotation, cellular component: nucleus. The coding region runs from base 89 to 712 and encodes 207 amino acids.
UUCAUCUCCAUUUUCAACCAAAACCCUUCUCUUUAAUCCCUCUAAAUCCUGAACCAACUUGAAUUCAAUCACCAACACCACCACCACCAUGAGCCCUACAAAGUUCCACGAAGAUCACGAUCAUCAUUACGAGCGUUCAAGAAGUGGCAACAAAGAGUUCAUCAAUGGCCAUCGUCCAUCUCCAUUGAAGAUCAAUAAAGAGUCUCACGCCAUUCAGAAAUCAUUGUAUUCAUCGUUUACUUCUUCUUCAACCUCAUCGUCUUUAACCGCCUCUUUACCCGGGAUAGUUCAUAAUGUUAAUAACAAGCGGCGGCAGCCGGUUGUUAUAUACAUGCAUUCGCCAAAGGUUAUUCAUACGCAGGCUAGGGAUUUCAUGGCUUUGGUGCAAAAACUCACCGGACUUUCAAGCUCCGGUCGCCGCGAUGAUGAUCAAGAGCAAAAAGAAGCUGCUGAUAAUAAUAAUAAGAACCCUAAUCUUGGUCAUAAUGAAACAGAAAAGCGUGUUGAUUCAUCAUCUGUAAGUGUUUCGCCCGUUAUGAAUGCUCCAAGAAAUCCAUUUCUGGCUGAUAUUCCUCUUUUCACUCCGAAUUCAACUGAUUUCUUCUGCUCGCCGAGGCCAAUGUAUAGAUUUUCUGAUUACACUUCGCCAAGUAUGAACAAUCCUAUCUCGCCUUCGGUGUUUGAGUUCAUCAAGGAAUUACCAGAAUAUUAAGAAGAUUAAUUAUAAUAUCUCUAGUCAUUAGUUCUUUGCAAAUAUAUCUCAGCUAGCUAGGUUUGUUCUUGUUUUUAAUAUGUUCAUUACUUAAUAUUUUUCAAUAAUGUUUUUGUUUUUGGGUUCUUAA